Messenger RNA from Penicillium paradoxum, 2589 nucleotides. Its product is annotated as potassium ion transporter. The annotation marks the transcript as partial. The record is from RefSeq and is a predicted model, not a curated record. Lineage: Eukaryota; Fungi; Ascomycota; Eurotiomycetes; Eurotiales; Aspergillaceae. Gene Ontology annotation, molecular function: high-affinity potassium ion transmembrane transporter activity. Gene Ontology annotation, cellular component: plasma membrane. The transcript is spliced from 2 exons. Gene Ontology annotation, biological process: intracellular potassium ion homeostasis; potassium ion import across plasma membrane.
AUUGAAAAAUUCCCCUCCUUUCGAGAGCAAUCGAUCCCGACAAUCUCUCCUCUGCGGCCAGUGCCAGUGGAUUUCACUGCGCAACGACGGUCUGGCCGCACCCGUCGGUUCAACAUGUUCUCGGCCUUCCUUCGCCGGGUGACAUCCUUCAAAGAAAGGAUCCCGUUUUUGAACGAACUACACCUCAAUUUCAUCUUUCUCCAUUAUGCGUACAUUAUCUCCUGGGCGAUCAUCGGUUCCAUCAUCGUUUACCCCGGGGGCAACAUCGACUAUAUCGAUGCUCUGUUCCAAGCAGCAGGCGCCGCUACACAAAGUGGAUUGAAUACCGUCGAUAUAAAUGGCCUUUGGUUGUACCAACAAAUUGUGCUGUAUUUGAUUACAUGUCUGUGCACGCCGAUCUUCAUCCACAGCGCUUUGGUUUUCAUCCGGCUAUAUUGGUUCGAGAAGCGCUUCCAACAUGUCGUCCAGGACGCGCGGGCGAUGCGACGUACCCGAUCUCGCAUGGAAACAGUAACCGAAGAUGGAGACGAGGAGAAUAUCCACCGUGCGGAACUCGGAGUGAGCGGUCGGCCCAUUGUGGUGAUACGAGAUGAUUCGGGAGAUGCUCGGGACGGACGAUUGACAGAGCCGGGAAGCAAAGCCAUCAAUUCGGGGAUGAACACUCCAGAAGCUCGGGGAAACAGUGUUGACUCUAGCUCCGAGGGAACAGAUGCGGGCGCCGACUCUCGCUAUGAACCUCGCUUUGGACUCGGUAGCUUGAAGGUGCCGACUCAUUUGAACCCGGAACAUCAUAUCGCGUUUUUGGAAAAGCAGCGGAAGAACAAAGGAGCUCUGCGGAUCCCCAGUCCUCGGGAAUAUGACCGCGGUGGUGCUCCGGAGGCUCUAGAAGAAGAUCUGGAUCAGGAGGGUGAGCAGGCUCAACCUUCCAGUGACAAUGACGAUGAACACAGCAACGGUGCACCCCGUGAGGAGCUCGAUCAUGUCGGUCCCCUUGAAGGGCCACACAUCACCAUCAAUGAGCCAGAUAUUUCAAGAACCCGUCCACGCGGUAGUACCUUCCCCCGUCUGGACACUCGGCCCACUUUCCGGGAGACCAAAGAUGGCAACGAAACCACUACGCUUGCUCCUACUACCACGAAAAACACAUUUAGAGGAGUUUUCCGAUCCCUGACACAAGAGCGCGACCUCUCUACUCAACCAUAUCUCAGUUGGAAUGCAACAGUGGCACGUAACUCCAACUUCGUCGAUCUGACGGAGGAGCAGCGUAAUGAGCUGGGCGGUAUCGAAUACCGCGCUCUCAAAACACUGGCUGUCGUUCUUAUCACCUACUAUGUCGGCUUUCAUCUUAUCGGUUUGGUCAGCAUGGUUGGCUGGAUUAUGACCACAGACACAUGGGGCGACAUUGUCCGAGACGCUGGGGUUGGGCGGCCAUGGUGGGGGAUCUUUACCUCUGCCUCUGCCUUCAAUGACUUGGGGUUCACCUUGACACCUGACUCAAUGUACUCCUUCAAAAGAGCUGUUUUCCCUCUGCUGAUGCUGUCCUUCUUGAUCAUCAUCGGCAAUACCGCCUUCCCGUGUAUGCUGCGUCUAAUGAUCUGGGUUCUUUCGAAGUUCACACGCCAGGGUACUGCGCUAUGGGAGGAGCUGAAGUUUCUUUUGGACCACCCUCGGCGAUGCUUUACUCUACUGUUUCCUCGUAAUGCCACUUGGUGGUUGUUUGCGAUUCUUGUCGCGUUGAACGGCAUUGAUUUGAUCUUCUUUGUUAUCCUAGAUCUCAAUGAUUCUGCUGUCACCGCAUUACCUCCCGGUAUCCGAGUGGUGGACGGCUUUUUCCAAGCUGCUGCGACACGAACAGCCGGAUUUGGAAUCAUCAGUCUUUCUGAACUUCACCCCGCCAUCCAAGUCUCCUACUUGAUCAUGAUGUAUAUCUCAGUCUUCCCUAUUGCCAUUUCUGUGCGUCGAACCAAUGUCUACGAGGAGAAGAGUCUGGGUAUCUACGAUGCCACCGACGAAGAUCAUGACGAGGAAACGAAUGCCCCCUCCUAUAUCGGAGCGCAUUUGCGACGCCAGCUGAGUUUUGAUCUGUGGUAUGUCUUUUUGGGUCUGUUUAUCAUCGCUAUUGCGGAAGGAUCGAGAUUGCAGAAUGUGACCGAUUACUCCUUCCAGCUCUUCACCGUGCUGUUCGAAGUUGUCUCGGCCUAUGGUACUGUGGGUCUGUCGUUUGGAUACACCGAUGUCAACACCUCCUUUUCUGGCCAGUUCAAUGUGGUCUCCAAACUGGUGAUCAUUGCUAUGCAACUUCGCGGUCGCCACCGUGGCCUGCCCUACGCACUGGACCGUGCUGUCCUUCUCCCUUCCGAUGCACUCAACCGACACGAGGCUGAAGAGGGCGAACGCCGCAUGCGCCGCCGUGCAUCUAACCUGAGUGGUGGUGCGUCCUUUGGCCAAUCACAAUCGCGUACCUUAUCUCAGGCGAGGAACGAUGCCGGUCUGUCUUCGGGUCUGGAAACUCAUGACUGGCAGGCACAGGCUUCUCCAAAUGCAGAGUCUCUGGUGCAUCGUUCUUCAACUAUCCGAUCCAAUCGGUAG